ACUAGGCCCUGUCUCUAUCCGCCAUGUUAGAUUCACCCCGUAGGGGUAGCGACAGGACUGGCCUUGAAAGGUUCUUGCACUGGUGUCCGGCAGGCGCCCCCCGGGGGCGGAAAACUGCCCUACAGCAUGGAACCACAGGUUACUCUAAACGUGACUUUUAAAAAUGAAACUCAGAGCUUUCUGGUUUCCGAUCCAGAAAAUACAACUUGGGCGGAUGUAGAAGCUAUGGUAAAAGUUUCAUUUGAUCUGAACACUAUUCAAAUAAAAUACCUGGAUGAGGAAAAUGAAGAGGUGUCCAUUAACAGUCAAGGAGAAUAUGAAGAAGCUCUUAAGAUGGCAGUUAAGCAGGGAAACCAACUGCAGAUGCAAGUCCAUGAAGGAUACUACGUUGUGGAUGAAGCCCCAACCCCAGUUGUAUCAGAAAAACGACUAGCUGCCAGGGCAGGGAAGAAGCCACUUGCACACUAUUCUUCAUUGGUGAGAAUCUUGGGAUCAGACAUGAGACCACCAGAGGAGCCUGCAGCACAGCAAUUUCCACUUGCUCCAUGUGAUGCAGACCAGCCUCAAGACAAGCCCCCAGACUGGUUCACAAGCUACUUGGAGACAUUCAGAGAGCAAGUGGUUAAAGAAACAGUUGAAAAGCUUGAACAGAAAUUACAUGAGAAGCUUGUACUUCAAAGCCCAACGUUGGGUUCCUGUCCCUCAGAAGUCUCAAUGCCUAUUUCAGAUGAAACACUGUUUUUGCCAGAAAAUCAGUUCAACUGGCAUAUUGUUUGCAGCAGCUGCCAAAAAAGAAUCAUUGGUGUGCGCUACCAGUGCAGCCUAUGCCCAUCCUACAAUAUCUGUGAAGAUUGUGAGGCAGGGCCAUACGCCCAUGACUCUAACCACGUCCUACUAAAGUUGCGGAGACCUGUUGUGGGAUCCUCUGAACCAUUCUUGCACUCAAAGCUCUCUACUCCUCGUCUUCCCGCUGCUCUGGAACAAGUCAGGCUGCAGAAACAGGUUGACAAGAACUUUCUUAAAGCAGAAAAGCAGAGGUUACGAGCUGAGAAGAAACAGCGUAAAGCAGAGGUCAAGGAACUUAAAAAGCAGCUUAAACUGCACAGGAAGAUUCAUCUGUGGAAUUCUAUCCAUGGACUUCAGAGCCCCAAGUCUCCUUUGGGCCGACCCGAGAGCUUGCUGCAGUCUAACACCCUGAUGCUCCCUUUGCAGCCUUGUGCCCCAGUUAUGCCAACCCUCAGUGCAGCAUUUGUGGAUGAGAAUUUGCCUGAUGGGACGCACCUUCAGCCAGGCACCAAGUUUAUCAAACAUUGGAGGAUGAAAAAUACAGGAAACGUAAAAUGGAGUGCAGACACAAAGCUCAGGUUCAUGUGGGGAAACCUGACUUUGGCUUCUACAGAAAAGAAAGAUGUCUUCGUUCCUUGCCUGAAAGCCGGCCAUGUGGGAGUUGUCUCUGUGGAGUUCGUCGCCCCAACCUUGGAGGGAACGUACACUUCUCAUUGGCGUCUUUCUCAUAAAGGCCAGCAGUUUGGACCUCGGGUCUGGUGCAGUAUCAUAGUGGAUCCUUUCCCCUCCACAGACAGCCCUGGUAACAAUGAAAAGGGCAUAAUCAGCUCAAGCAAAGCUGAUGACCUCACCUGCCAGCAAGAGGAAGCUUUUCUUCUGGCCAAAGAAGAUACUCAGCUUGAUGAAGUGACUCAGCAGACAGAAAGGACAGGGACCUGCAUUCCUCAGAAGAUAAAAAAGAUUACCAGCGAGAGGGAGCUUUACAUCCCAUCUGUGGAUCUUCUAACUGCCCAGGACCUGUUGUCCUUUGAACUGUUGGAUAUAAACAUUGUCCAAGAGUUGGAGAGAGUGCCCCACAACACUCCUGUGGAUAUGACUCCCUGCAUGUCUCCUCUGCCACAUGACAGUCCUUUAAUAGAGAAGCCAGGCUUGGGGCAGAUACAGGAAGAAAGUGAAGGGGCGGGAUUUAAAGCACUUCCUGGUUCCACAGUGUCAGUAAAGAGUAAGGCUGAGAGCACUGCUCCAGUGGAGGAAGCAGAAGAUGACCUGAGUGGGACCCAGUUUGUGUGUGAGACCGUGAUCAGAUCCCUUACCUUGGAUGCUGCCCCUGAUCACCACCCACCUUGCCGACAGAAGUCCCUGCAGAUGAAUUCUGCCUCGUCUGAAGGAGAGGGACACCUUGGUGAUGAGAGAGAGGAGACUGUCUGUAUCACUGAGGAAGAAGUUGUGGAGGAGGAAGAGGAUGAGCUCCAAGACGAAGUUCAGAGUCAGUCCUCUGCUUCCUCAGAGGAUUACAUCAUCAUCCUGCCUGAGUGCUUUGAUACCAGCCGCCCUUUGGGGGACUCCAUGUACAGCUCUGCCCUCUCUCAGCCAGGCCUGGAGCGAGGGGCUGAAGGCGAGCCUGGGGUUGACGCUGGACAGGAACCAGCCGAGGCUGGGGAGAGGCUCCCUGGAGGGGAGGACCAGCCGCAGAGGCAUAGCAUCAAUGACAUCCUCAUGACCUCACAGACUCUGGAAGCAGUGCCCCUAACCCCAGAGGUGGUGGGGCCUCCACCUCCGCUGCCCAGGAGCCCUCCUGGUGUACAGCAUGAUGGAUCCCCAGGAGUGGAUUUACCAGUUACCAUCCCAGAAGUUUCUUCAGUCCCUGAUCAGGACAGAGCAGAGCCCAGAGGUUCAUCAGGACUUGUAAACAGCAGACAGAAGAGCUAUGACCACUCAAGGCACCACCAUGGGAGCAGCAUUCCUGGAGGACUGGUGAAGGGGGCUUUGUCUCUUGCUGCCUCUGCAUACAAGGUCCUGUUUGCUGGGGCACCAGUCACUGCACAGCCAGUAGUUUCUGAAGACCAGACAGCAGCCUUGAUGGCCCAUCUCUUUGAAAUGGGAUUCUGUGACAGGCAGUUGAACCUAAAACUGCUGAAGAAGCACAACUACAACAUCCUGCAGGUUGUGACAGAACUUCUUCAGGUUAACAACAAUGACUGGUACAGCCACCGCUAUUGAAGAGUUUCCUUGUAUUAAAUGCCUGCCUGCUGCUCAGAGAUGAUCUUUACUCUGUUAUUGGGGUGUGGGGUAGAAGCCCUUGUUUGUUUUUUAAUCUGAUGAAUAUUUAUAUAGCCCAUCAUUGAAUUAUCAAGACAAUACCUGCAAUACAGUAUUUUUUGGAGCCAAUCAAAGACUACAGCUUAAAUUUUCACUUUAGACACUGGAUAAAUUGUAGGAAGACGGUUUUUCAAUUGAUUUAGAUAAAACUCCUUUCUCCAUUUUAGUGUAUUGAAGAGUUUAAUUUGAACUGCCUGUAGGAACCAGUUUUCUUUCUGCUUGUAUAGAACCUGAGUGUUUUUGUUUAGUUAAUGUGGAUGUUUUUAUGGGGUAUCUGUUAAUUGUCGAUUUUUAAAUGAAAUGAACAUUGGAAGAAAGGCUAUCAGUUGUUUUCAAGAAUUAUUCUUAAGGUUUCUCUAACCCUACCCCAAGCCUCAUAGCUAUGUGGAUUGAAAUGACACCCAGAGCAUGACAGAAACAUUGCUCCUCUUCCUUUCUUAAGGAGGUCAUUUCCCCACAAGACUUAGUAAUUUGUAUCUUUGCUUUCUAAAGACAAUUUGAUGCAUUUAAGAGUAUCCACCUUCUAGGUCUCUACAUUUCAAUGAAAGGAGGGAGGAGUGUGCUGAAUAAUUAACUCACCAGCACCUCUUGAUUUAUGUCUAUUGUAGUAAUUUUGCAUACAUUUUUCUUUCCUUUAAGGGAGAAAAUUGUUAAGUAGGUAGUGUGAAAUAUUUUGCUAAUCCUAUAUGGGGAGAAAAGAAUGCUUCUAUUAAAGGGAAGAGUACAUUUAACAAUUACUUUUUUUUUUAAAUGUCAGGGCAGAUCUUAUUUUA
Trichechus manatus latirostris (Florida manatee) is the source of this 3878-nucleotide messenger RNA. RefSeq names its product NBR1 autophagy cargo receptor (gene NBR1). The record is from RefSeq and is a predicted model, not a curated record. Lineage: Eukaryota; Metazoa; Chordata; Mammalia; Sirenia; Trichechidae. Bases 127 to 3006 code for a protein of 959 amino acids. Gene Ontology annotation, cellular component: phagophore assembly site. The transcript has 21 exons. Gene Ontology annotation, biological process: macroautophagy. Gene Ontology annotation, molecular function: zinc ion binding; ubiquitin binding.